AUGGCGUCGGUCCUAGUGACAGGCGGCUCGGGCUACCUUGGCCAGUUUCUGGUGUCGAGGCUGAGCGAACGGCGCAAGGUUGGGUACACAUACAACUCCCAUCUUGCUGAAGCCCUGAAUGUGCUGGAUGGUGUCAAGGCAUUCAAGGUCGACAUGGCAACAGGAGAGGGACUUCAGGAGUGUCUUUCCAGCUUUGGGGAUCUUGCUUGCAUCGUCAACUGCGCCGCGAUCUCAAAGCCUGGAGAAUGUGAGGAGGACCCAGAACGUGCAAGAUCAAUCAACAUUCCAACGAAGCUGCUGGAUGCUCUGCUGGAGCUCAGGUCUGCCACAGGUCAAGAGCCUCUCUUGAUUCACAUUUCGACCGACCAGGUGUACGAUGGAUCCAAAGAAUGGUGGCGUGAAGAUGACACAUGCCAACCAGUAAAUGUGUAUGGGAAGACAAAAUUGGAAGCUGAGAGUGCUGUGCAGGCUCGGUGGCCAAAUCAUGCGAUCCUGAGGAGCAGCAUCAUCUAUGGGCCACAGCCGCUGGUCCCUGUUUCGCGGCCCCUCAUGCUUGACUUCAUUGUGUCGUCACUCCGCUCGGGGCAAGAAACCAGUUUCAUAGAAGACGAGUUCCGAUGUCCGAUAUUUGUGGAUGACAUUGUCGCCGUCGUCGAUGAGCUGAUGGCGAAAGGCGCCGCUGUCUCCCACCGACUGUUCAACAUGGGCGGGCCCCAGCGGAUGAGCCGAGUGGACAUGGCCAUGGAAGUGGCAAACCACCUAGGGACGGGGACCGACACCAUUGUUCGCGUUCCCAGCUCGUCGUUCAAAAGGAACGUCAGAAGCCCUCUGGACAUAUCCAUGCGCGUUGAGCGCCUGGCCACCGAGCUGGACAUCAAAUUGACCCCUUUUGCAGGUGCCCUGUCCAAGAUUUUCCCUCAGUAG
Ostreobium quekettii is the source of this 924-nucleotide messenger RNA. The record is from the annotation of a GenBank genome assembly. NCBI's taxonomy places the organism in Eukaryota, Viridiplantae, Chlorophyta, Ulvophyceae, Bryopsidales, Ostreobiaceae.